Malassezia sympodialis ATCC 42132 is the source of this 375-nucleotide messenger RNA. RefSeq lists its product as uncharacterized. Bases 1 to 375 code for a protein of 124 amino acids. The transcript is spliced from 2 exons. Gene Ontology annotation, cellular component: P-body; Lsm1-7-Pat1 complex. Gene Ontology annotation, molecular function: mRNA binding. The record is from RefSeq and is a predicted model, not a curated record. NCBI's taxonomy places the organism in Eukaryota, Fungi, Basidiomycota, Malasseziomycetes, Malasseziales, Malasseziaceae. Gene Ontology annotation, biological process: deadenylation-dependent decapping of nuclear-transcribed mRNA.
AUGGAAGCGCAAGAAAUCUUGGCGAACAUCGCCUUCACUACAUCAGGUGCCCUGGUGGAUCUAGUAGACACCAAUCUUGUACUGCAAGAUACUCUGGAGCGCAUUUUUCUGGGGAACAGAUAUGGGGACGUUCCUAAGGGUUUGUAUAUUGUGCGCGGCGAGAAUGUCGUGCUCAUGGGUGAGAUCGAUCUUGAUAAGGAGGACGAGACCCCACAAACUGUGGCCUCAUCGAUACCCAGCUCUGCUAUUCCUCAGCUGCUUGAGGCGCUGGCUGCUGAGAAUGAAUACAAGGACAAGUGGGAACAGCGUCGCACUGCGGUUCUCCGACGAGAGCGCGGCUUCUCGGGCGAGGGUGUGGAAGGUGAUAGCUAUUAG